GCAGCGGUUCAGUCCAAUGGCAGCUGUGGAGGGGAGUGUGGGCAGGACCCGUUACUAGGUGGGGUUUAUCAUGGGUAUAAAUAUACUCUCUGCCUCUACAACGCCCCUGGAAACCUCAGUGAGACUAACUUCUUCCCUCUCAGGCCACACGACAGACUCCAGCGUCCCACCAUGUCUUUCAUCAGUGCCUUCUUGCAGCAGACGGUCUAUAUGGGCAUGCCCGAUGACUCAGUCCUGAAGAACGAGGGGACGGUGACUGCGGCUGCCAAUUUCAGCCCCAAUGGCGAUGCAGCAAUCUUGGACAAGGCCAUCAAGGCGAAAGGUGUGGAUGAGAACACCAUCAUCGAAAUUCUGGUGAAGAGGAGUAACGAGCAGAGACAGCAGAUCAAAGAGGCUUACCAGCAGGCCAGCGGCAAGUCUCUGGAAUCGGCACUGAAGAACGCUCUGAAGGGAGAUCUGGAGGAUGUGGUGUUGGCCCUGCUGAAAACACCCGCCCAGUACGACGCCCAGCAGCUGAAACUGGCUAUGAAGGGUCUGGGCACAGACGAGGACACCCUGAUAGAGAUUUUGGCUUCCAGGAACAACAGAGAGAUCCUGGAAAUAAAGAGAGUCUACAAGGAAGAAUACAAGAAGGACCUGGAGGAUGACAUCAGGUCUGACACUGGCGGGGAUUUCAGGACUGCCCUCCUUGAGCUCUGCAAGGCCGGCAGGACUGAAGGAGUUUGUGAGCAGCUGAUUGACAGCGAUGCCAGGGCUCUGUACGAGGCCGGGGAAGGGAGGAAGGGCAAAGACAGCUCUGUAUUCAUCGACAUCCUCUUGAGCAGGAGUGCCGCUCAUCUCCGUAAAGUAUUCGAAAGGUACUCAAAGUACAGCAAAGUGGACGUGGCCAAAGCUAUCGACCUGGAGAUGAAGGGAGAUAUUGAAAGUUGUCUCACAGCAGUAGUGAAGUGUGCUGGAAGCAGGCCUGCGUUCUUUGCUGAGAAGCUCUACUUGGCCAUGAAGGGUAAAGGGACCCGCAAAGCUAUCCUGACCCGCAUCAUGGUGUCCCGCUCUGAAAUUGACAUGGAACGGAUCAAGGAUGAGUACAAGAAAAACUACGGCAAAAUCCUCUACCAGGAUAUUCUGGAUGACACUAAGGGAGACUAUGAGAAGAUUCUGCUCGCCCUCUGUGGGGAUGAAAAAUAAUCGGCAACCAGUGGGAUCAAGGCUCAUACAACUGAAGAUCCAGCAGCGAGUCCAGCUGUGGAAAAUCACCUAUAAUCUCUUGACACACAUUGUGCCCCUGUGCUCUUGUGGAGAACUGACAUUUAGAAAAUAUAUAAACAGCAACGAUGAGCAAAGAUUAACGUGGAAUCGGCACUGCUUCAGCAGAUAUUUCCUCUCCCAAGCUAUUCCAUUUCAUUCCUUAUUUCUGCAUAGAUCUGAUAGCAGCGUGCCAGUGGACCAAUGCUCUUGGACAGACUUAGCUUCAUAAUCAUUAGAGUCUCAUAACUGGUGCUCGAAGACAAGCUGAUGUCGCUGAUCACAGUGCAGCUGCUGACAGAUGUAUACAGAUCACACAAUGUGCUUAUCAUAUUCAGCGGCAGCAGUAGGCGAACCCUUGAAGGAGCUUGGAUAUCUUGCAAAUAAAAGCUUUUUGUAUGAAGGCU
This is a messenger RNA of Dicentrarchus labrax (European seabass), 1649 nucleotides long. It is a transcript of the gene anxa1a, whose product is annotated as annexin A1a. Gene Ontology annotation, molecular function: cadherin binding involved in cell-cell adhesion; phospholipase A2 inhibitor activity; calcium-dependent phospholipid binding. Gene Ontology annotation, cellular component: cytoplasm; plasma membrane. The record is from RefSeq and is a predicted model, not a curated record. Bases 172 to 1185 code for a protein of 337 amino acids. Gene Ontology annotation, biological process: response to estradiol; regulation of hormone secretion; alpha-beta T cell differentiation. The transcript is spliced from 12 exons. Lineage: Eukaryota; Metazoa; Chordata; Actinopteri; Moronidae.